AUGUUGGCGAUGGGUACCGUCAAUACGAGUGGUACGCCCUUUCAGACGAUUGUCUAUUGUGAACUCACGACGGAAGCCGAUGUUCUAAUGAAGCCGUUACUGAUUAGCGAGGACUUUGGACCAACUAAUGACGGUAAACCAUCGGCCGAACUACAGUUACAUUACGAGAGAAUGCGAGGACAGAUAGGAAACGGUGUUACUAACUUUGAUGUUGAUGUGAAGGCAAAAAAGAUUUUCGUUUCCACCGCUAACCGACUUUACAAAUAUUAUGUAAGUGUUCUCUGUUACAAAGCUUUCAGGUAUCUAAAAAAUUAAACCUUAUCAGCAGUAUGCUUUACUUGUAUUUUUAUAUCUCUUAGGAUGGACGGCUGACUCGUCUUUGUGGGUGGACUGAGUUGGAACCCUUGAAUUGUCAACAUUCACCCGUAGAUUCUCGAUACGUUGCAUUUACAUCGCAUGGACGGCUGUAUAUUGAUAGGUACGUAUGCUAAUUUUGUUUAAAGAAUUGUCGUUUUAGAGACGGUGAAUUUUCGUUUGCCACUCCCGUCGAUAGGGAUUCCGCUAUAACAAGGGGGACACCAUCAUUUGUAGUUCAGGAAGAGCUGGAAAGAGAUAAAGGAUUUUGGUGGAGUCCGGCUAGUGUUGAACUUGUUUACGAGAAAGUCGAUGAAACCAAUGUAGCCCAACUGAAUUUUGCAACACCCGGGAAAGCACCGGCAAGUCCUAUGAGAUAUCCACGCGUUGGCCAAAGCAAUCCGCUGUCCGAUCUUCAUUUAUUGACUUUUAACGAGAAAACGAAGGAAUUUGAAGACCGGCCAUUGCUACAGACCUUGGAUGAGAUUGUUCCGAAUUCAGAAUACAUUUCUCGUGUCAAUUGGGACCCAAAUGGGAAGCUGUGAGUCCUCUUCCGUCCAUUCCAGUCUUCAGGUUGUACUUGAGCUUAUUUGAUCGGUUCCAAAAGAAGUUAUCAGUGGUUGUGUUAGAUAAAGAGAACUUUAUAUCUCCACAAAGGAUACCAAUAGUUGUCGUCAGGGAGGAAGAGAGCAUAUCUUGGGUUAAUGUGAGUAUUUGUUAAGGUAAAUAGUUUUUCAGCAUAAUAAUUUGACCUAUAUAUUGCCUUCUUGUAAUGAGUAUAAAACUGGUGCUUUGAUUUACGGGUCGGAGAAGGAUGAUAAAUGCCAUUUGUAUUACUCGGAAAGGAUUAUGCACGGUAGGAAGCUUACGACUGAAAUUAAUUGUAAUGCUUUUACAGAAGGUAAACCUUUCACUUGUGAUGUGAGAAUAACAAGCGGGAAGUGGACGGUGUUAAAAGACGCUCCGGUGGUAGUUGAUAUACAUAGGAUGCACAUAUAUUUUUUAGCUUCAUAUUCUUCUGCUUUCCGUAACCAAUUGUAAGUUUAUAAAUUUUAUUUUUUACUGCUCCAGAUGUGUGUGUAAGGUUGAAAAGAAUUCGCAGCCUCAGCCAUUGACUCCGUCGGAUUUAUGUUUCAAGUAAGUUGUUUCUUAUUUUCAUUUCAAAUCAUAGGUAUGACAGAUGUGAUUCUGAACUGAGUCUAUGGCCUGAAGUUGGAUUCGUUUGCUGGCUAAGUAAUGUAAAACAAACUCCGGAAUGCCGUUUCUAUCAACUUAUCCAGAACAACGAUGGCAGUCUUCCUGAAGCAAAAUUUGCCCAUCGGUUUACAAUUGAUCAUGGAUCAACUCUUCCAGUCGAGAAUACCAUAAACGGAGAUGUGUUCAGUCCCCUUUCGCCAUCGGCAAUGUCCGUAGACCAGCCAUUGGCCCCGCCUCUAACAGAAAUUUUUAAUCACGAGUUCUCAGAAACCCUGCUUCCGUGUGGAGAAACUGUUUUUAGCAUUGUCUUCACUCCAAAUGGCGCCACAAAGCCACUGCCAGUCCUUCAUUAUGUUUACGGGGGACCUGGACUGCAAAUUGUAAAAGACAGUUGGCUAACGUACGUGUAAAAUAUUGCACACUCAUUGGUUCCUUUUUAGAAUUUCGCAGUUCUUGAAAUUUAUAGCCGCAGGGUAUGCAAUUGUGCUUGUCGAUGGAAGGGGGUCGGCAAAUCGAGGAAUAAAAUUUGAAAGUCAUAUAAAAGGUCGUCUUGUGAGUCUCACAACAAGUUCCCUUUAUUUUAUUUACUCAGACAGCCCUGUAAUAUCAUGGUUUUAGGGGCAAGUUGAAGUGGAAGAUCAAGUCUACGUAUUAAAAACAUUGGCGUCGAAAAACAUGUUGUUGGAUAUGGACAGAGUUCUUGUAACCGGCUGGUCGUAUGGAGGUUAUAUGUCACUUCGUAUGCUAGCUCUUUAUCCACAGAUAUAUAAAGGGGCAUGCGCAGGCGGAGCUGUUGUUGAUUGGAAGCUUUAUGACACCUGUUAUACCGAAAGGUAUAUGGAAUUUGAUUACGAUACAAAAUAUUGGAAUUCAAACAUCCUCUCAGUUGCAGACAAGCUGCCUGACGAGUAAGUGGAUGCGGAGAAUAUUUACAUGAGUUUAGGCCCAACAAACUUCUGAUAGUUCAUGGAUUGAUCGACGAAAACGUCCACUUUGCGCAUACUGAAAAGCUGGUUCAACAGCUAAUUUCGUUAGGAAAGCCGCAUCAGUUACUGGUGAGCCGAAGGAAAACUGAAUAACUUUUCUUUAGGUUUUCCCAAACGAACGCCAUGGUGUCCGCAAGGCCGAAGCAGUAGAAUAUCUUCAUGCGAAUAUGCUUAAUUUCUUUCAAAAUGCUAUUAAUCGAUAA
Messenger RNA from Bursaphelenchus xylophilus (pine wood nematode), 2740 nucleotides. The record is from the annotation of a GenBank genome assembly. Lineage: Eukaryota; Metazoa; Nematoda; Chromadorea; Rhabditida; Aphelenchoididae.